UUGGAUUUGGUUUGGAUUUUGUGGGGUGGGAAAUCGUCGCUGGCGCUCGCUCUCGCUCUGUUAUUGAGUUGUGCAUUCCUUUGCAAUGAGUUUGUAUUAUAUGGUGUUAAUUGUGGGGCGGAACGGGGCGAUUUUGGAGGUUAUCCACUUCGGUGACCCAUUGGGGCCUGGGUCGGCGCGCGAUCCCGGCGAUUGGUGACUGAGGAGCGUCUUAAAGGCGGCCCCAGUCUGGGGGCCGCUGCUAGACGUCUGUGUUGUGAGCUUGGAUUUGGUUUGGAUCUUGUGGGGUCCGAAAUCGUCGCUGGUGCUCGCUCUCGCUCUGCAUUUCAGUUGGAAUGUACGCUACAAUUACGUUUCGUCUGAAGAAUUAAUUCGGGAGGAAAACAAUGUGCAGUUUACUCGGGGGAAAAUAUUCGGCGGCCGCCGAGGUCGGAACUUUCGCCAGCGUCGGCUCUGGCGCGCCUGCAAGUUCCUGAGGGUCCUGUAUUGAUGUUGGGUACCCGAUGGAAUAGCCUGCGGCUUGAAAACGGGCCGCCUGAGGACAACCAAUGUGAUGACCCAGGGUCGGCGUCCAACCCCGCAGUUGGUGACUGAGGGGCGUCCUAACAACACGUUCCCGGGUGGCGUGGCGGCCCCCUCCGUUGCUGACGGCGCGUGGGUGGGCCGCGGCGUCAGUCUCCCCGUGCAGUGGGGCGGGCAUGACUUCACGCUGGCGGCAGCCUACUAUCCGUUGGCAAGUCCUGAGCAACGUGCCUUCACCCAGCAAUGGGUGGCGUCGGCGGUUGGCGGUGAGGGCAAUCACCUGCUAGCUGCUGACUUCAACUUUGUUAGCGACGUGGCGCUUGACACGGCCAGCGGUGUCCCGCGGCCGGGUGACCCCGCCGCAGCGGCAGCGCUGGCGGCUGCGUGCCCUGGUCUGAUCGACGUCCUCCGAGUGCGCCGGCCUGGCCAGCGUGUUUGUACUUACAUUCAUUCGCACGGCGCGUCGCGCCUUGACCGCAUUCUCUGCAGUGGCAGCCUCGUGGCCCAGGUCCUGGCCUGCGCCGUGGAGGCGGGUGUCCCGUCCGACCACCGCCUGGUGACGCUGACGCUGGCAGCGACGCCGGAGGCCCUGCCACCUUCUCCAGGCCUGCCCAAAGCUCGCCUGGGGUUCCUCGACUUCAAGGACCUGACAAAGGAUUACCGGACAUGGCUGACUGCGGCGCUUGGAGCCCGGCCGGGUGCCCCAGCUGAGCUGCUGGCGUGGUGGCCGCAGCUCAAACGGGCAGCGGCCGCGUCAGCUGCCCGGCUGAGCCGCGUGGCGGCCGUCCGCCGCAUUGCAGCCAGUGAGGAAGAAGCGCGUGCGCUCGCGGCUGCUGCUGCCGCCGCGGCCGCAGUGGAGGUCGGUGCGGCGCUGCCGGAGGCCGCAGCGGCGGCGGUGCGCGCGCGGUGUGCCGCCGCCACCGCCGCGGUGCAGGCUGCCGCGGGGGCGGCGCGCCGCACGCGUCACGAGUGGUUACGGGGUGGGGAAAAGCCAUGCCCGGUGCUGACCCGCAUGCUGCGCCCGUCAGGUGGGCCGCGUACCAUAGCCCGGCUCAAACGCCCCGAUGGCAGCGCUACCUCGGACCCAACCGUGAUGGGCCAGGUCAUGGCAACCUACUGGCAAGACGUCUGUGCGGCGCCGCCGCCUGCCCCAGCCGCCCGCGCGCAAGUGCUGGCCGCGCUGCAGCAACACGGCCGCCGCUGCACGACGGAGGAAGCCGCGCAACUCGGGCAACUUGCCGUCACCGCCGCGGAGGUGCGCGCUGCGUUGGCCGCCGCGCCGGCGGGGCGCGCCGCGGGCCCUGACGGCAUUCCCGUGGAGUUGUAUCAGUACUAUGAAAGUGACUUCUCACCUGUGCUGGCUGAUGUGUUUACUGCUGUUGGCGAGGGGGCAGGGGUCCCUGACCCUGAGCAAACUGCCUUCCUGUCUGACCGCCGCAUUGCUGAUAAUGUACUGCUGCUGCAACUGACUCCUGGGUUGCUGAAAGCGGCGGGACAGAAUUCUGGUGUGGCGGCCUUCCUGGACUUUUACAAGGCGUAUGAUACGGUGGACCGGUCGUUUCUCCUCGCCUGCCUUGAACGUAUGGGCGUGGGGGCCGGCUUCUUGACGUGGGUGUCGCGGCUGCUGACUGACACGCGUGGGGCGGCGCUGGUUAAUGGACGUGUGUCUGGUUGGGUGCCGCUGGCGGCAGGAGUCCGGCAAGGGUGCCCGCUGGCCCCGCUGCUGUACCUCGCCAUUGCGCAAGCCCUGUUGUCGUGGCUGCGCAGUAAGGGGCAUGGCGUGCUUGCUGGUCUGGCCUCGGCUUUGGCGUCCCAAUAUGCGGAUGAUUGUACGCCGUUUCUCGCGGGCAUGCAGGCUGUGCCGGGGUUCCUGGCGGACAUGGACGUUUUUCGGUGUGCGUCGGGGCAGCGGCUUAACAUGUCUAAAGUGGAGCUACUGGUGUUGGGCACCUCCGCGGGUUUGGGGGUGGCGCCAGCAGCUGUGGCUGGGCCCCCCCUGCCUCCGGGUUGGCGUGUGGUCAACACCGCAAAGUCGCUCGGGGUGCACUUUGGUGAUUGGACGACGGCCACCCCGCCAGUGGCUUUUGACGGGGUGGUGGGAGUGCUUGGCUUGAUUGUGCGUAUGCCUGUUUCGAUGUUUGGGCGAGCGGCGGCGGCCUCGGCAUAUGCCCUUAGCAAGGUCCUGUACCAUCUGGAGUUUGCGGGCUUCCCGUCGCCGUGGGCGCCGGUUGGCAAGUUGUUAGGCCAGGUGGCGGCGGUUGUUGAUCGGCGGCUGUCGCCGGUUAAGUAUGCGGUCGCACCCCAUGCUCGUCCGGUGGGGGUGUCCCUUGACAUCAUGCAGGUGCCGCCGGCUCUGGGUGGUGUAGGGCUGCUGCCUCUUCAGCUGCACGUGCAGGCGCGGCAAGCUGGACUGGCGCCGCCUGCUGGGCUGGCGCCGCCGGUGUGGGAUGUAGUGUGUUUGGCUGCGCUGUCUGCCCUUGACUCGGGCCGGCAGCAGGUGAUUAUGACUGGCUUGCGUGUGCGUCGGGCUCUGACGUCGGCGGAAGUCAUGCGCAUCAGUGUGUCCGUUAUUGCUGAUUUCUGGGGCCGGCUGCAAUCAUAUGUCAGUCUCGGCCUCCGCCCGAAAGCCUGGGCCACGGUGCCUGCGCACCAUCCGUUCCUCUCGCGGGGUGCGGGUGACUGUGUGCUGCUAGUGUUGCCUGAUGAUGUGGGCUCCCCGCCCCCCUCGCCUUAAUUUGCUCGUGGGUGGUGGGAGCGGUGUGCCUCUGGUGUGUGCGCUGUGGGUGUGGGGCGUCGACGUGGGCGUCGCCGGACUACGUGCCCGGUGUACCUGCGUUGACGCCUCGCCGGUUUGAUUGCGCCUCGUGCGCUAGUGCGGUUUGCUGUACGUUGGUGGGGCUUUGGCGGGCUUGGGCUUAGCUUCGACUCGCUGUGCAGCUGCCGAGACACGCAUUACGCGAAGACCUGUUGCACGGUUGUGGAAGGUCGGUAGCCAACUGGGGGGAGGGUGGUUUCCUUUCGGGCCGGAGAUGGUCCCUCUUGACCUGGGUGCACGGGCACCCUUGCUUGGUCGGAUUGUCCCUUCUUUGUAAUAUCGCAACCUAACAACAGCCUCUCCUUCGCGGGUGCCGGCGUCUUUGGAGCCCAGAGACCCUCGUCCCAGAGAUUGACGGGGGAGCUUCGCUGGCACUGGUGCUGCGGCGUUGUAGGGGCCGGCUGGCCGCAUUUCGGUUUGUGUUGGCCCCCUUCGUAUCAGGAGCUGGCGUCGACAAGGAGCAUGAGGCCUUCGUCCAGAGAUAACGUUGGCGCUCCGUUAUUGCUGGUGACUGUGUUGUUGGGUGUUGGCAUGCCGGGCAUGUUGGUUCUUGCGUCGGCUUCUGUGUUGCCUGCCGUUUGUGAGCCUUCGGGCUGAUUUCAGACUCCAGACCGUGCCUUCGGCACAGACAUACAGGCGGUUUGGGGCGUUGCCCCGUGUUGAGCCUUCGGGCUGGGACCAGAAUGUGCCUCGGCACGCUCGCGAAUUUGGGGCACUGCCCUGCAGAUGUGCCUUCGGGCUGGGACAUGCUGUGCCACCUGGCACCAGAUACGAGCAGUGCUUUGCGUUUGAUUAGGCGUCGCUGGACUACAUGCCCGGUGUACCUGGUUUAGCGUCGGGUGCUGUAGACAGCGCUUCAUGCGCAGACACGGGUUGCCGCAGGAUGUGGGGCUUUGGCGGGCUUAGGCUUGGCUUCGACUCACGAGUGUUGCACCCGAGACACGCUUUAUGCGAAGACCUAUUGCACGGUUGUCGAAGGUCGGUAGCCAACUGGGGGGAGGGUGGUUUCCCUUCGGGCCGGAGAUGGUCCCUCUUGACCUGGGUGCGGGGCACCCUUGCUUGGUCGGACUGUCCCUUCUUUGUAAGAUCGCAAUCCUAACAACAGCACCAUAAACUUUGGGGCAUAAAUACGUAGCCUCUAGGGCUCAACCCCUAGCCCGCGAGCCUUUGCUCGCGUGGGGGCGCACAACAUCUUAGUUGUAGACCUUGGCUUUCGUUUCCAAAUUUUUGUCGCCUGUUCCAGGCGCUUUUAUGAGAUUGGUUCAGACAGGGUUGGGGUUCAGACAGGCGCUCAGCGCCGAGCUUUGGUUUCGAAGUUCCAUGGCGGCCCGCGGGCGGCUGGUCGCAUGAGUUCUUCGGUGUUGUGUUGUCAGAGGUUUCUGUGUUUGCAGGUAGUGGGUAGCCCUCGUGGUCGCCCUUGGCCCGGCGCAACGGCUGGCGCAUCGGUGCCUCGCCUGUGUGCUCCUCGGCGCCUUUCCUCGUGGCGCCCAGUCAGCCGUCGUCUCUGUCUGCGGUCUUCCUGGCUCUGCAGAUUUUAGCCCUGGGGGUUUUAGCUCGCAGCAUACGGUUCACGGACCGGUAGGCGCGUGGUGACCGCAGUCGGGUAGUCCCGGGUUUGGGGUGUGUGUGCACGGGCGGCUGUUGCCCGGGCGCCCGGGCGACUGUUGGCUCUUCUCGUCUCCGAGUGCCGCUGGGGCUUGUGUGGAGGGUCGGCCUGGGUCGUUGGUUGGACGGAUGGUGGGUGGUGCGCCCUUUGCGAGGGGCUGUGGUGUGCUAUGGCUUGGUGGUGUUUCGGCUUGGCUUCCGGUUCCAGUUGUGCCUCGGCACAGACUAUCAGACAUGGGCCUUCGGGCCAAGACAUUGCGCGUCUCUGACGCCAGCCAUCGUCUUCGGACGUGAUAUUUGUGUGGUGCUUGCGUUUGAUGGGGCUGUCGGCAGACCACUGGCCUGUCGUGCCUUGUUUUGCGUUGGCGCUGCCGCCAAAAGACCUAAACGAGAUGAGGGGUGUUACGUGGCGGUGGGGCUUUGGCGGGCUUCGGCUUGGCUUCGACUCAUGCGCGUAACGCUAUGAAGGUCGGCAGUCAACCAGGGGGUGGGUGUUUCUCUCUGGGCCGGAGACGGUCCCUCGCGGCGUGGGUACGGUGUACCCCCGCUUGUCGGACUGUCCCUUCAAUUGUAAUUCGCAUCCU
This is a messenger RNA of Chlamydomonas reinhardtii, 5526 nucleotides long. RefSeq lists its product as uncharacterized. Lineage: Eukaryota; Viridiplantae; Chlorophyta; Chlorophyceae; Chlamydomonadales; Chlamydomonadaceae. The record is from RefSeq and is a predicted model, not a curated record. Bases 554 to 3256 code for a protein of 900 amino acids. The transcript is spliced from 3 exons.